GGCUGGGGGAAGAGGGAGGCAACUGACCACAGUGCAGCACCAGUAACCUUGUCUUAUGUGAUCAUUAACCUUGCUGGAGAGUGCAGCUGGCAGCUCACUCUGAGGUUUGUCAUUAGAAUCGUGAGCGGAGCCACAGAGAUACUGCCAGAGUAUUUAAGGGGUGGUUUGGUUUUCUGGGAGUGCUCUGGCUGUCUUCUGUGUGGCAGCAAAAUGAGAUUUCCAUUGCUCUUUUUGGUAUUUCUUUUUUUCGCGAUGGGCAUCCUCCUUAUCAAUGGACAAAGGCCAGGUAACCUGGCAUUGCGAAGAAAACUGCAUCGACACAGCUGUCUCCAGAGGAGAUGCAUACCCCUUCAUUCCCGGGUGCCCUUCCCCUGAGGUAAAAACCAUUUCUAGUAGACCUGGGCUGCCAGGAAAUGAGGAAGACGGAAUGAAGCAAAGAGUUCUACUCAAGAAAACCUCAUUAUUACAACAUUGUGAUCUGCGUAGAGUCCAGAUACUGAAAGGAAUCAUUGAACAUCACUCAAGGACGAUUAUUUGUGAACAUCGAGGGGAACUACAAUAUUUGGUUUCACUUCCAGGGAAAAUAACACGAGAUUCAAAAAAUUAUUCUGAAUGAUCUGCCAACAUAAUGAAGCCAGUCAGUUUAUGCUUCUGCACAUCUGGAUGCUUAUAGUUUUAAAAGAAAAAACUUUUCAUAAAUUACACUUGAUAUUAGAAUGGAAAAGCCUAGAUUUCUAGAUGAAUCUAUAUAUCCAUACCAUAAACUGAACAAGUUACAAGAAUUUUAAACCCUUGUUUUGAACUCCAGCAGUAUGAACUACAGUUUUGAAGUUUAAAAAUGAAUUAAGCUAUGUUUGUAUGAUGGGGGGUGGGGGGUGGGAAGUCCAGUCUAGUCCUUUCAACAAUCUUUAUAGUCAAAUUUUACCAAACUUACUAUAGAAAUUAGAUAGAAGACACUGAAUCCAGUGGUUGCAUCCAGACUCAUCUUAAAAAUAGGAAACUAUUUAAUAGUUGUCAUUUUAAACAAACAAGGGUUAAUGAUUAAGUCAAUGUAGGUCACUUAAAAUUUCCAAAUGCAAAUUAUAAUAUAUAAAUUGAAUUAUAAAAUCCUCCUCUAAUGACAGAUUAUUUUAAAGGUAAAAGUUGUUCAUUUCUGAAAUGUCUUAGAAUGAAGAAAUUCUGAGAAAUAAAAGUUAAAUUUCUGAAGCAUGAUUCCCAGUAGAUUUCUACUUGACAGAUGCAAUUAAAUUGUAAUAAUAUAUGAAGUUAUCUUGAAGGUUCCAUCUAGUUCUCAGAUUCUAUGUUUCCAAAGUAGCCCAUUUAAGAAGACUCUUUUUAAAAUGCAAUUAUUAGUCAGUUCUUAAAUACACUGAUUUGUGUCUCAUUUUAAGUUUUUUUUUUCUCCUUGUACACAUAUUUAAGUUUCCUGCUGAUGCACCCAUAUUAGGAGAAUAUGUAAAUUCAGUAAUUCAACACAUUUUUUGAGCACCAUUAUUUCAGAAGUACAGUGACUUCCCUCUAAUGGGCUAUAUAAACGAAUAAAAUAAAAUCCUUGACUUCUGGAACGUAAAAUCUAAUAGGGGAAGUUGUAGGGAUAAAAUAAGCAUCAAUGAAAACAGUGAGAUAAAUAUCAUUAGGAAGAGACCAAGGGAACUUACUAGUGAACCCCAGAGGCUCGAUUUGGGGAGGGAAAAAAAGGAAGGAAUUGGGAGAUGAAGGGAAAAUAUACUAUCUUGGGAAAAUUUGAGUUUCUGACUCUUAGAUUACAUAGUAUUUGUAUUGGAGAUUAAACCAUUUUCACUAUUUAACUCUAAUUAUACAGUAUUUGCAUUGGGAUUAAACAGUUUUCACUAUUUAACUAGAAGUUAGUUUUAGAAACAAAAUUUCAGGAAAUUCAUAAAUAAUUUUCAACUUAAAAAUAGCAUGCUUAAACUGGUAGUUUUACAUUGUGAACAUUGGUUAGAACAAAGGAGGCACCAGGAAUCUCAGAUUCCUUUUUUUAAAAAUGAACAAAUUUGGGCUCAGAUAUAUUACAUUUAUGGAACCUUUUAUUAUGGAAUUUUACAUUAUAGAAUUAUAGUACCUUCUGGAACCCUUUGGAAUACUUGCUUCUUUAAUUCAUAUACUGUUCACAUUGGUCUUAUAGAGUCCAAAGAUUUUAGAUAAGGUAAAAGAAAAACCCAAGCUGAAGAAUCUUAAGAAACUACUUUCCUUUAAAAAACUAGGUUUCUGGAAGAAUUUUAGAUCUUCACUCUAAAUGUGACUAAAUAAAAACAUGUUACUAUCUAUGCUAUUUAUGUUUAUAAAAUAUAAACUUGUCUGUAUAUUUUGUAAAAGAAAAACCUUAUGCACUUCAAAUAUAUCUCAUUUAAUAGCAUUUUACGAUAUUUUAUUUUAUUUUUUCAUUAGGCCCUGUAUUGCUAGAAAAAAUUAAAUUCAUCUACUUUCUUUUAUAAAUUUACAUUUUAAAAUAUGUUUCUUAGUUAACUGAUAUUGGGUCAAUAAAAGAAUACUUGCUU
Monodelphis domestica (gray short-tailed opossum) is the source of this 2519-nucleotide messenger RNA. It is a transcript of the gene APELA, whose product is annotated as apelin receptor early endogenous ligand. Lineage: Eukaryota; Metazoa; Chordata; Mammalia; Didelphimorphia; Didelphidae. Gene Ontology annotation, biological process: heart development; apelin receptor signaling pathway. The record is from RefSeq and is a predicted model, not a curated record. Gene Ontology annotation, molecular function: apelin receptor binding.